Budorcas taxicolor (takin) is the source of this 1786-nucleotide messenger RNA. RefSeq names its product hexosaminidase subunit beta (gene HEXB). Bases 63 to 1685 code for a protein of 540 amino acids. Gene Ontology annotation, cellular component: membrane. Gene Ontology annotation, molecular function: beta-N-acetylhexosaminidase activity. NCBI's taxonomy places the organism in Eukaryota, Metazoa, Chordata, Mammalia, Artiodactyla, Bovidae. Gene Ontology annotation, biological process: carbohydrate metabolic process; glycosaminoglycan metabolic process; ganglioside catabolic process. The record is from RefSeq and is a predicted model, not a curated record. The transcript is spliced from 14 exons.
CCGAGCCAAGGCAGCGGCUGGUGCUUACCGGGCGAGCCCCGCUGGAGAGCAGCUGAGCUGCCAUGGAGCAGCGCGGGCUGGGGAGGCUGAGGCUCCCCGGGCUGCUGGCACUGCUGGCGGCCCUGGCGGCGCUGGCGGCGCGGAGCCCGCGCGUUUCUGCUUCGCGAGACCUGAGUCUUUGGCCCCUGCCUGUCUCUGUGCGGACGACCCCGCGCUUGCUGUACCUCUCGCCCGGAAACUUCUUCUUCGGGCACAGCCCCUCUUCCAAGGCCGGCCCCUCCUGCGCCGUCCUGCAGGAAGCGUUUCGGCGAUAUUAUGCCUAUAUUUUUGGUUUCUACAAGUGGCAUCAUGGCUAUAAUAAAAUUCCAAGUGAAAUGGAGUUACAGAAACUUGAAGUCUCAGUCAUCAUGGACCCAGAGUGUGACAGUUUUCCCAGCAUCACUUCGGAUGAGUCUUAUAAUUUGCUUGUGCAAGGACCAGUGGCUACGCUCACUGCCAACAGAGUUUGGGGAGUAUUAAGAGGUUUAGAGACCUUUAGCCAGUUGAUUUAUCAAGAUUCUCAUGGGGCUUUCACUGCCAAUGAAUCCAACAUUGUAGAUUCUCCCAGGUUUCCUCAUAGAGGAAUUUUAAUCGAUACAUCUAGGCACUUUCUGCCUGUUAAGACUAUUUUGAAAACUCUGGAUGCCAUGGCUUUUAAUAAGUUUAAUGUUCUCCACUGGCACAUAGUGGAUGACCAGUCUUUCCCUUAUCAGAGCAUCACUUUUCCUGAAUUAAGCAAUAAAGGAAGCUAUUCUUUGUCUCAUGUUUAUACACCAAACGAUGUCCGUACAGUGAUUGAAUAUGCCCGAUUCCGAGGGAUUCGCGUCCUGCCAGAAUUUGAUAGCCCUGGACAUACGGCAUCUUGGGGAAAAGGCCAGAAAGACAUCCUGACUCCAUGUUAUCACGCAAGCGAGCCAUCUGGGACUUUCGGACCUAUAAACCCUAUAUUGAAUUCAACUUACAGCUUCCUGUCUAAACUUUUCAAAGAAAUUAGUACUGUGUUUCCAGAUGAAUUCAUUCAUCUGGGAGGAGAUGAAGUAGAUUUUAAUUGUUGGGAGUCCAAUCCAGCAGUCCUGAAUUUCAUGAUGAACAAAGGCUUUGGCAGAAAUUUUAAGAAACUACAAUCUUUCUAUAUGCAGAUGGUUUUGGAUAUGAUCUCAGCCAUGAAGAAGAGAUCCAUAGUCUGGCAAGAGGUUUAUGAUGAUGAAGGCAAGCUUAUACCAGGCACAGUAGUUCAAGUGUGGAAAAUGGACGACUUCUAUAACAAACUAGGGAACAUUACAGCAGCUGGCUUCCCUGUGAUCAUUUCUGCUCCUUGGUACUUAGACACAAUCCAUUAUGGGCAAGACUGGAGACAGUACUACUCUGCGGAGCCUCUUAACUUUGCGGGUACUCCGGAACAGAAACAGCUUGUCAUCGGUGGAGAAGCCUGCAUAUGGGGAGAGUAUGUGGAUGCAACUAACCUUACUCCAAGAUUAUGGCCUCGGGCGAGUGCUGUUGGUGAGAGACUCUGGAGUCACCAAGAUGUCACAGACCUAGAGGAUGCCUACAGGAGACUAACAAGACACCGCUGCAGAAUGGUCGGACGAGGAAUAGCUGCACAGCCUCUCUUUACUGGAUAUUGUGAGCAUGAGGGCAGAAUGUAAAAACGAGCUGGAACAGAAGAAAGAUAUCGGAAGAGCCCACAGUCACCCAUACUACAAUCAACCUGAUUUUAAAAAUCAUGUUCUUGAAUAAAAUAUCUUUU